This is a messenger RNA of Nasonia vitripennis (jewel wasp), 3280 nucleotides long. Its product is annotated as ras-related protein M-Ras. Gene Ontology annotation, cellular component: plasma membrane. NCBI's taxonomy places the organism in Eukaryota, Metazoa, Arthropoda, Insecta, Hymenoptera, Pteromalidae. The transcript is spliced from 5 exons. Gene Ontology annotation, biological process: signal transduction. Bases 469 to 1065 code for a protein of 198 amino acids. The record is from RefSeq and is a predicted model, not a curated record. Gene Ontology annotation, molecular function: GTPase activity; GTP binding; GDP binding.
GGCGGCGAUCAGCCCGUCGACGACGCAGACUCAGUCGCGGACCUCUCGCCGGACUGUCAAGUGUCUGUCAGCCUCCCCCUUCGAUCCAGUGCGCGGAAGAGAGGCAGGCUUUUCAGCCGGAAAUCAAGGGCGUUCUGCAGCGAUACAUCUUCGAGCUCCUGCUGGCUGCUGAGCCGACGGGACGACGCGUAUUUCUGCUGCGCGGAACAACCAUGUAAAGCGACACGCUAUCGGACAGUCGGUCUCUGUUGCCAAGCAUCCUCCAACCCCCCAUAGCUCGAUGAUAAACGGCCGCUCUCCUGCGCAGAUACGGCAUUGUGCAUGCAGCGCGGAGCUGCAGAGAGAGAGAGGGAGAGAGGGAGAGCACAGGCGCGUACUCGCCGCAGGUGCAGCAGCUGCGAGCAGUGCGGAGAGCCAGAGGAUCCAGAGACGUACGUCUAUCCAAGCGCCUGAUUCAGCGCAGCCGGCAUGACGCGACCACCGAACAACGACAACCUCAUGACCUUCAAGCUCGUCGUCGUCGGGGACGGCGGCGUGGGCAAGAGCGCCCUGACCAUCCAGUUCUUCCAGAAGCUCUUCGUCACCGACUACGACCCCACCAUCGAGGACAGCUACAUCCAGCACACCGAGGUCGACAAGCAGUGGUGCAUCUUGGACGUCCUCGACACGGCGGGCCAGGAGGAGUUCAGUGCCAUGAGAGAGCAGUACAUGCGCAAGGGCGACGGCUUCCUCUUGGUCUACUCCGUCACCGACAAGCAGUCCUACGAGAACAUCGUCAAUUUUUACACCCAAAUCCUGCGCGUCAAGGACAGGGACGUCUACCCGAUGCUCCUCGUCGCCAACAAGGUCGACCUGGUCCAUCUGAGGAAGGUCACCGAGGAGCAGGGCAGAGAGCUGGCGCACCGUCUGGGCAUCCCCUACAUCGAGACCUCCGCCAAGGAUCCACCUCUGAACGUCGAUGCGGCUUUUCACGAGGUUGUGCGCAUCAUCAGGAACCAGCCACCCGCUGAACUGGAGAAGAACCGCCGGAAGCGGCGGCGCUCGGCAAAGUGCGCUAUUUUGUAAUUUUCCCGAGAGUAUUUUUACUCAUCGACGACGAACCACUGUACGCCACACAACGACGAUCAAAUCGUUCGACAUCCGAGAAUCUCACUAUGUUAUUUUAACUUCUUUCAGAUUUAGUCAAUUCUAGUCCGAGCAUGAUCGCGCGAUUCUUUAUACCAUUCUUCCCUGUCAGAUUCACUUGGCACGUGGCACAACGGACGCGCAAAUCAUUGGUGAUUCGAUUAGACUAUCACCGAACGCUGCUCUCCCACACUUCUGUCUAGUCGAAAAUUUGUAAAAAACGUGAAAAACGAAUAAUGGACUGUGCGCAUUAUAUCUGCCGAUGAAAAGGAAUUGAUGAUCAUUUUCUCAUUGACUCUGCAUGGGAGACUAAUCAGGAAGUAUCUUGUAAAACGUCGUCAUCAAAUGACUAUAAUAAUUUUACACGCGUCUCUGUUAUUGUGUUUACUUGAUUGUAAAGAUUUAUAAAUAUUAUAUACCCUAGUGAAUGUUUAUAUAAGUGUAUCGACGAAAUUAGAGGAAGAAAUCCAAUAUAUAGUUUAUACAUUAUUAAUUCCAUUCUACUCCGCUGCUUUCAGUUUUUAUCGCGGUUACUCUAUUGUACCACAGUCGCCCCCAAAAAUGGCAAACAAGUUCGGUAUUUUAGAUCGACUUUUCACGUGUAUUAGGUAUUAUCGACUGCCUGCGCGAAAAUUUGCAUGUUUCAUGAGCGGAAUAUAUAUAUGUACACACACCUAUGAGCUGUCGAAUGUAUCGAUGUAAGGCAAUAUUAUUUUUUUAUAUUGAAUAGUAGCAUUCGCUAGACAUUUGUUGACAAAAUAGAUGGUACUAUCAUUCCUAUAUAGUUAUAUCGGAGGAGUAAUACUUUUCUACGCUUCGUUUGAACUGAGAUAAUUUGUACAGUGGGACAAAUUUUUUACAUUGAAUUUUAAAAGAUGAUAAUUAUUUUUCUAAAACGCCGUAUAUUCGAGAGAAAUGAUUUUUCUCAUUUUGCGAAAGUAUUCCGAUACGCUAUAUCUUAGAUAAUCGUUUCGUUUGUACGACGAGAGAUCGUUGGUUUCUUCGCGAAGGCACUAUAGACGUAAGAAUUAAAAAAUGCCAUGGCCUAUACUAGAACGUAACGAUACAAAGUAAUACACACACGCGCACGAGAGACAGAACGUUUCUCUACAACCUACUACUUUGGGGGCAUUGUUUCGAACCCUCGAACACGAGAAUGUCGACAUUUUUACAAAGCGAACUAAAAAUAAAAUGCGCGCGUGUGCAAUAGGGCGAGGAGUGAGCUGAGAAUGACGCUGAGAAAAUUGUAUCGCGCAAACAAAUUUAUUCAUUAUAUCGAUAAGCCUGUGAUUUUUUCCAAAGUACACGAAAGAACGACGUUCAGCAGAGGAGGUUGAGCUCUUCUUUUCGAUGGGCCGUCAAUCGAUUGUAAUACAGUACCUAAGCAUAAACGACAAGAAGGAGACAAAAGUGUCGAAUUCGUAUAAUAAUUAUUGUAUUACGCGCAAAAAGCAAACCGUGCACACACGUAUGUCGCCGUCCAUUGUAUAUGCCAGCCAUGCCCGUUUCUCGCGCCAGCAGUUUUCUUCUUUUUCUUCUUGUUAAGAGAUGCCGAUUUUUCGAGCACAAAAUAACGAAUAGAGAGUAAAACGUAACGCGAGGUAGCCGAAUUUGCAUCGAAUAUACGCUUCGAGACUCGCUCGAAGCGUACUUGCAACGUAGACUUCAAUUUUGCAAUUGUUGUUACAUAGAGAGCGCAUCCGAAGAGAUUUUUCGAGGGAAAAACUCGUGUAAAUAGCGAACUACGUAGCUGAAUUAUCGAGUGAAUAGAAUAAACAAAUGAGGAGAAUCGAGGAGCGAGGAGUGUGCAUUUUGAGAAGAAGAAAAGGAAGAACGAGAUGAAGAAGAAAAAAAGCAUCUAUAUUUUCGGAAAUAUUGAGAAUCCAUCGCGUGCGUAUGUAUACCCAUGAGGCAUAAUGUAUCGAUAAUAAUGUGCAUUGUAUAACGUGUACACGUACGGCACGUUUAACGUAAAAGCAAAAUGUUAUAAUGUAUAAUACACGACGAUUAAUAUCUGAAGACUAGUAUUCGAAGGUAUGAAUCUUUUGUUAAAGUGUGUCUAACUGUGCAGGUCACACUGUGUAUACACGUAUUAAAUGAAAAACAAGUGUAUAAAAAAGCAAAAAAUAAACGAUCGGAGCAUCCGUUUUGAGAA